GAGCUGCAGCUAGCUGAGCGGCUUUUAUAUUGAAGGCCCCACCGCCGCGUUUCCUGUUUUGUAGCGCGCGGCUUGACGCGGCUGCGGCAGCAUGGAUUAACUUUAGCGUCGAGUGGGAGCGAAGUUCAGCAGACUGCGAUACUUUAAAGUUGCCCCCGUCUCUGGGAACGCAUUGUACUUUUUGGUUUAUGGUCUGAACCGCCGGACAGAUGACUGACCUGUGGGUUUCCUUGUCGGUGUUGGGAGCUGUGGUGCUCCUCAGCGAGGUGACCCGCCGGGCAGCAGCGCGUUUUCUCCCGGGAGAUUAUCGGAUUUACCUGCUGGAAGCGGCGUCCACUUUCCAGCUCUGCAGCUGCACACAUGAACUCAAACUGUUCGGGGAAACCGCCCAGCUGGAGCUGGCUGUCGGCCUGACCCUCACCUACACCAUGACCAUUAUCCACCUGGUAACUUUCCGGGGCGCGUCGUGUAACCCCACCGGGGCUCUGGAGAGCGUUUGCCGCGGGAGCAGCAGCUUCAGGGCGGCCCUCGUCGUUAUAGCCUGCCAGUUCGGCGCCGCGGUCGCCGCGCAGUACUUCGCCGCCGCCAUGUGGUCGCUGGGUCUGUCCGACGUCCACCUCAGGCACCAGAGGUUCGGGUUCAGAUGCUUCAACCCUCUCGGUGGGACAGUGCUGGAGGCCGCCGCCGUGGAGCUGGCCUGCGGGUUCAUCAUCCAGGCUGCGGUCAUGCAUGUCCACAAGCUGGACGAAAAACUUCGCGCUCACUUCAUCGCUGCUGUCAUCACGGCUCUGGUCUACACAGGUGGGAGUAUAUCAGGGGCUAUUUUUAAUCCCGUCCUGGCCUUCUCAGUCCAGUUCCCCUGCAGCGGCCACACCUACCUGGAGUACUGCUUCGUCUACUGGCUGGGACCAGUUUUAGGUGUGGCGAGCUGCGUUCUGCUGUUUGAGAAGAUCGUUCCUUUCCUCUCUGGAAAAAGCACCAUCGGGCUGGACGUCCCUGCUGCUCGGAAACAGAAGACACAGUAGCGCUGAUGUGGGGGGGGGCGAGCCGAGUCGUACGGCUAAAAGUUGGCAUCUUUCUUUCAAGCAUUUUGUUUCAUGUCUCUCCUCCCAGUGGAAGUGUCUGGGUGGAUAAAACUUGCAUCAUGUGACUGUGAAACUGCACAUGAUGCAAGUCCCUAACGUUUUCAGUAAACAUGAAACAGCAGUGACACAUUUAUUACACAAAUGCACUGAUGGACACAUAAGGGUGAACCUUACUUGUACUGCAGUUUUCACAACACACAGUAAACUAACAAUGCAGCUAACUGUCCGACAAUCACAGCACACUACGCAUGACAACGUGCACCACACGUCAUGAGGCCUUUUGACCUCUGGGAGGGAGGACAGAGCUGCUGUAGAGCACACAGGAGGGGUUAUUGAUCGGCAAACACACGAGUACAUUCAGCUUCUCAUGGGAACGAUUGGCAAGAGCAACAAAACACAUCGAUAUCCGUUGUGCUUUCUAUUCAGAGGCACAAACCUGCUGCUAACAUACUGCACAUCUUCAUUUAGUGAUUUAAGAGGCAUUAUACAACACACACACAUUCAGGUUCUCAUGUUAAAAUGAAGUGUUACUGUUAAAGUCAAGUGUUUAUUGUCCUGCUAACGUCACUGCACCAAAUAGGAAUCAAUGUAAAAAGAGUUGAAAGCACCUUGAUCUCGUUAAAUGAAAAUAUAGAAACUUCUAACACCCAAUAUUCACCAGAAGUGCCUGCCUCACAUUCAUCACACGUUGUGGCUGCGGGAGACGAUCCGCUGUAGGGCUACAACUAAAGAUUAUUGUCAUUAAAACAUCAGAAAACUGUGAAACAUGCAGAUUUUUUAGAUUGUUAUCAGAUGUCUUGUUUUGCCAAAACACAAAGAUACUUGAUUUACUAAAAGGUAAAGACAAGGAAAGCCAGUAAAUUAUAACAUUUAAGAAGCUAAAACCAUCUAAUUUUUGGCAUCUUUGCUUGAAAACUAACUUUAACUAUUACGCAUUAUCAAAACAGUUGCCAGUUCAUUUUCUCUCCAUCGACAAAUUGAUUAAUUGACUAAUCAUCAACCGCUGCAACUCUCACCAGUGUCCAGCAGAUGUACGAGCAGAGCAGAGCAGCUGCAGCACUUUUCACCGUUCAGCUAUCAGGUUUCUCUCUGCUGGAGCAGCUCACGUCUCAGCUCACGUCUGAAGUGUGAAAUUCGAUUAUUAAUGUAUAUAAAUGCCUUUUAUUUAUUGACAGUUGACACUAAUUCAUAUUUAAUGGUACAUUUUCAUUUGUUAUUGACAAAUUUACACAGAUACAGCAGAACUAGUUUUUCUUGUUUCUUUGUCACUUUUCAGGAAAUACGGUCACAAAAUGAUGUCAGAUGAGACGAUUCGCUGCAUUCAACAGUAAUUAAAACAAGUCAAGUACGACCACAAAAGAUCCAUCACCACAUUGAUCAUAAACGAGCUGCAAAUAUGUUUUCAGCAUGUUUUUUAAAACGCAAAAAAAAUGUCAGCAAAACAGCUCAAAAGAUCCUCCAGCAUGUGAUGCAGCUGCAUCCUGUGGACGUACAGCAAAGCAAAUGAACUAAAGUACAUACAAAUCAAAAGACAAACACAAGCGGCCGUAGUGUCGCACGGAUCUGCAUAUUUGCCGCUUAUGUUCGUCUUUCGGUUGAAUCGUGAGCAUCCGAAGUUUCUAUACUUAUUUUCAGGGGUUUUUUUGCAAGUGAGUUUCUUCCGGUCGUGUUUGUGUCAUUGCCGUCAGGCCUCACUGGAAGUCAUUUUGUCCCCUAAAUUAAUUUUUAUAACUGCACCAAGUGGGGCAGAAGAUAUUUCCUCAAUACCGACCAUGCAGGUGACAUUCCUGAAUAAAUACAUAAAUAUAAACCAGCUAAACCUCGACUGAUGAGAGGAAACAUAACUGUUAUCACCACAUAAGCUCAGAUACAACUUACGAUACUUUCUAACCUUUUUUAAUUCAUAAAAAAGUCUUUUGAAGCAAAGUUGCUUAAAGGUGAAGGGAAAUGUUUGGUGGUUUUGUCUGUUUGAGUUUGGUUAAUGUGGGGUUACUGGGCACAAGGUUCCUCAUGUUUGUAAUUUCACUUAAGUUUUUCUGGAACACUUGAUAAGUGAACAUGGUUUACAGAAAACUGGAUUUUACCUUCAGGACACUGAGGUGAUGCUGAUUGAUGUUUUCUCCUGUUUCUUUCUAAAGUUUAGAUGACCAAAGCUUAUGUUUUCUUGCGUAAAUCAUGUUUGACUGCAUCAGUUUAGCUAAUAAUUAACUGACAGAGACCCAAACACAAACUGCUACUGUAAAACCUACACAGGACGCUUUUUAUGGCUUUUUUUUUUCUGUCUAAACUGCAACAAUUUCCAUCUUUCCGUGAAGCAACGACAUGCUGAUUUGUAACUGUAAUACCUCUGGAGAUGAUAACCUUUGUUUAUUCUAACAGCAGAUCAUGUGAGAAGUUCAUCAUGUUUUCCAUCUCUCAAAUGCAACAGUUUAAAUAAUGUGAAUAAAGAUUUAAUUUUUAUUAAUUUCUGACUUAACGUCUUGUCAGCAACGUGUACAGAAUGUUUUUAGAGCACAAGGUUUGUAUAAUGUUGUGAUUGAAAUGCAUUUGUAAUAUCUUGUGUGAAAUAUUUUGAUUAAAAACAUCUGUUUGAUAAAGA
Molecule: messenger RNA, 3684 nt
Organism: Thunnus maccoyii (southern bluefin tuna)
Lineage: Eukaryota; Metazoa; Chordata; Actinopteri; Scombriformes; Scombridae
Product: aquaporin-11-like
Exons: 3
Coding region: 210-1025 (271 amino acids)
Biological process (GO): transmembrane transport
Cellular component (GO): cytoplasm; membrane
Molecular function (GO): channel activity
Source: RefSeq, a predicted model, not a curated record